Molecule: messenger RNA, 878 nt
Organism: Zea mays
Lineage: Eukaryota; Viridiplantae; Streptophyta; Magnoliopsida; Poales; Poaceae
Exons: 2
Coding region: 50-562 (170 amino acids)
Source: RefSeq, marked validated
AGCAAGCACCAGAACUCUUUUUUCCCCAAACUCGCAAGUCGCAACGGCCAUGUCUCCGCUGCCCCGCCGCCUCGUGGUCCUCGUCCUCCUCGCCGCCGCCGUCGCGGCCACGGCGUCCGCCGCGUCCCUCAGCGGCGCGGCGAACGACCUGCUGCCCAAGUACGGCCUCCCGAAGGGGCUCAUCCCGGACUCCGUCACCUCCUACAGCUUCGACGAGGCCACGGGCGCCUUCGAGAUCCACCUCGCCAGCACCUGCUACGUCCACUUCGGCUCCCACCUCGUCUACUACGAGAGGACCAUAACCGGCAAGCUCUCCAGGGGCGCCAUCUCGGACCUCUCCGGCGUCCAGGCCAAGAAGCUCUUCCUCUGGGUCUACGUCACGGGGAUGGUCGCGCACCCCGACCAGGGCACCAUCGAGUUCCAGGCCGGCUUCGUCUCGGAGUCGCUAUCAGCCUCCAUGUUUGACGAGGUGCGCACCUGCGGUUCCAGCGCUGGCGCGCAGCUGCGCGGCGCGGCUGGGGUCAUCGGAGAGCUUGGGCUGCUCCCCGUUGCGCAGGCAUGAACCUCGAGUUUGAGAAUCCACGCUACCAGAGAACCGCAAGAGCUUCCAGUCUGCUGUCGUUCUAGAGUGCAGGACGUUCAGCUGUGGGGUGUGUUCGAGUAUCUGGUUGUUGCUUCCCGGUCUCAAUGGACAUGGAUGCUCUGUAGAAAUGUAUAUCCCAUACGCUGUUGCUGAACCUGCGUAGGAUGUAGGCAGGCUGGCUCUCUUCUCUCUUGUUUUCCUGGAUCAUCGUAUAUUCAUGUCAUCAUCAUGUGUGCAACCAUGAACUGCCCCCAGAGGCGUAGCAGCACGAAUUCGACUAGCAUGCGUUUUGUUU